AUGGGUGCUCGAAUAACAGCAUUGGCAUGUUCAAAAAAACAUCGGCUGGCAUUGUUGGGCUCAGAAAUGGGCCACACUCAUUACUCAGUCAGUUUCCCAAUGACAUGGGUAGUAGAUUCUCGUUGCCUAACUAAUCCUUAUGAUAAAAGUGCAAGAAGCAAGAUAAGCUUUGGAGCUAACGCACUCUUGUCUAGUGACGGUUCAAUCUUCACCCCGUUGGUUCAAUCCGUAAGCGUACCUGAAGACUACUAUCACGUUACAUUGGAAGAGAUCAGUGUCAACAAUAGGGGAUUUCCCUUCAUGAUUGGUUCUCAUGAGAAAGGUAAUAUCAUGUUCGACUCAGGCUCAUUACCAUCCUUUUUGCCAGAGGAUAUGUACCAACAAUUGGAAAUUUUACUAAUAAACGAAGUUCAAGACACGCCAAUUCCUCCACGUCCAUCUACUUAUGUAAAACUUUGCUACAAGUACCGCAUGAACUUUAAAUUUCCAACGAUCGUGUUCCAUUUUUCUGAAGGCGCUGACUUGGCUUUGCCGAUGAGAAAUAGUAUGUUGGAUUACGGAAAUCUUAUGUGUCUAACGAUUGUCCCAACUAGUGGUUCUGUAAAUUUAAUUGGGAGCGUAUUACAAUUGCAGACCAUGAUUGGAUAUGAUCUUGUGAGAAAAAGAAUUUCUUUUAGUCCAAAUUAUUGUUGA
Impatiens glandulifera is the source of this 693-nucleotide messenger RNA. Its product is annotated as aspartic proteinase CDR1-like. Lineage: Eukaryota; Viridiplantae; Streptophyta; Magnoliopsida; Ericales; Balsaminaceae. The transcript has a single exon. Gene Ontology annotation, cellular component: extracellular region. The coding region runs from base 1 to 693 and encodes 230 amino acids. The record is from RefSeq and is a predicted model, not a curated record.